UCACUAACAAACGACUUUGAAGAUUUAGUUCGUGAUUUGAUAGAAGAGAAUCCCUGGGCAUUAUACAAAUCACCAGAUUUACAUUACGUAAGCGAGGCGACCAUGCAACGCCUGGCUGAACAUGCAAAUGCCAAUGGGAGCCAGGGUGUCAUUCUCGACAUUAUUAUCAAAUGGGGCAUACGCAAGAACCAGCAGUUACCAAUGUCAAUCUCACAGUGGAAGCGCAAAGAGUUUACGAUACUAAAACGAACAAUUAAACGAGUCAUUAACUUUUUACGCUUCACUGAUCGCGUCAAUGGAUAUGCUAAUGCUGCAUUGAUACCGUUCGAGAUGAUUGCACCCACAAAAAUGGUUAAGCAGUUACGAGCAGCAGGGGCUCUACCCAUGGGACCCUUUUAUCCGUGUUUGCAAGUUCCCAAUACGAAUCUUAUUUCUGACGAAUUAGCCGAUCGACUUUUAGAACAAUUGCAUGGUGGAGAUGGUGCAUGGCUUCAACCAUCCAAAAAUG
Molecule: messenger RNA, 508 nt
Organism: Paraglomus occultum
Lineage: Eukaryota; Fungi; Glomeromycota; Glomeromycetes; Paraglomerales; Paraglomeraceae
Source: the annotation of a GenBank genome assembly